This is a messenger RNA of Linnemannia hyalina, 1806 nucleotides long. Lineage: Eukaryota; Fungi; Mortierellomycota; Mortierellomycetes; Mortierellales; Mortierellaceae. The record is from the annotation of a GenBank genome assembly.
AUGGCUCACCACUCAAUGCAUUCGAAUGUAAACGAACCACAGCAGGCUCACAGCGAUAACAACAUUCUUCCUCAUUCCAGCUCUCCCUCGUCUACGUCAAUUAACCUUCCUUCCCCACGUACCAGCAGUGCCACAGACAGCAAUGACACAAUCACUCACACCAGCAGUAACACCCAUGGUGACACCCAUAACGCCAACCACACCGACAACAACAACGACCAGAACGACAAGGAAUGGGACUUCAAAAUGGCAACACUCUUCUCCAUCUUCGAAUCAACCCCCGGCGACGUCCUCUGCGAGGCCCUCAAAACCUCCAGCGGCGAGCUCGAUCAAGCUAUCCCCUGGAUCCUCAGUCAUAACUCCAGCAGUGUCCAAGACACCGACAGCAACUCGAACACGCUGUCCACCUCCAAAUCGACUCCUUUUUCAUCCUCGCUAUCAACACCAGCAAGGAAGAAGCAGAAGCUGAUCCAGCCCCGCUUAUCGGCCUUCAUGCCAACGCCGUCUUCGUUGUCCGUUUUCAAACCAGGGAUUAGCCCCGCUCCUAGUCAUCAGCAUAACAGUAGCAGUAGCACCAACAAUAACAACUCUGUCGAUGCGCCUUCAUCAUCCAACGAGACUACUUUUCCCUCACUCCCAUCGCUCAACGAUCGACUCCGCUGGAAAGAACCUCCCCUCACCUUCGACCCCACCGCCAACUCUAUCGACACAACCCCCUCUUCUUCAACACCCGCUGUAAAACUCAAACCACCCAAACCCUUAAUCCUCUACAGCCCUGAAGACGUCGCCAAACAGUGCCCCUGCACCCUCAUCUUCAACGUCCUCGACAAGGACCUCGCCAACCGGCUCCUCAAAGCCAUGCUCAUCGACUCUGAAACCUGGAAUAGAAACCGUUGGUGGCUCUUCGAAAGGAUGGUCGAGUCCCCUCACAAGACUUCUUAUUUUGCGGAACGGGAUGAUGAUAUGGAGGAGGUUGCCGGGUGGACGUAUAAUGGCAAGAAACAGGAUCCACCGAGACGGUUUUUGCCUGAAAUGGAGGAGGCCAAGUUGGUUGUGAGGCGGAUUGUCAAUGAGCUGCGCAAGGAGAGGGACAUCCACCCAUAUGAAGUUCAAGGAGAUUGGAACUGCAAUGUCGCCGCAGUGAACCACUACGCACACUCUAAAGAAUCCGUCGGCUUCCAUGCCGACAAACUGACUUACCUCGGUCCCCGCCCAACAAUCGGAUCCCUCACACUAGGCGUCACUCGCUUCUUCCGGAUACGGAAAGUCAUCCCGGAUGCUACACACCCCGAUACUGCCGGGCAACUGAUUAGUUUCUCACCCCAGGAAACCCCCGUCUGUAAAUGUGGUGUCGCCAUGGUUCUGCGCUGCGUCUUCAAGAACAAGGCCAACUAUGGUCGCUACUUUUAUAUGUGUUAUGCGGCUGGGUCGAAGAUGGGCCAGACCUGUGGACAGUUCAAUUGGGUUGAUAUGGAAGAGAAGCUUGGCCUUUUGUCGCCUCCUGGCGCUGGUGGUAGUGGUGAUGCAGGUGCAGAUGAUCAGGGAACGGUAUCCAAGAACGUACAACGGGAAGAACAGCAGCAAGAGAUUUCAGCAACAAACGCCUUCAUCAAUACCGUAUCCGAAUCUAAAGGAAGAUCCUCCAAACACCCCAGGUCCCCGAAUCAAGACCAUCUUCUUGAACAGGUCGACGCUGAUCAAGAGAGCGACUUGAACCUCGCCGAGGAGCUACAAGAAGACGACAUGGCAUUAUUGGAACAGCAAUGGGAGGCUAUCGAAGAAGCAGAUGACCCAAUAUUAGAGUAA